AUGGCAUGCCGCACAGAGAUAAUGCAAUGCACUUUUAGCAAUCUUCCUAUUGCUCAUCACAGGUACUUCCAAACUGAAGAUGUCAUCAUUGGUGCCAUUACUUCAGUUUUUGUUUUAUCUACAGAUAAGCAUUAUUUCAAAGAAAACCCCAUUAUUGCAUUUAUUGAUAAACCUCUGGUUCUCACUAAGCAUUAUCAGCAUGUAUUGGCUUUCAUAUUUGCUGUGAAAAACAUCAAUGAAAAUCUUAAAGUUUUACCCAAUAUCACCUUGGGAUUCAGAAUCCAUGACAAAUAUAGUGGUAAAUGGACCUAUCAUACCACUAUGGAACUUUUUUCCCCUGUAAACAGAUUAAUUCCCAAUUAUAAAUGUGAUACUAAGGACAAUGUUAUUUCUGUCAUUGGGGCUCUAUAUCCUAAAAUCUCUCUUGAUAUGUCACAUAUUUUGGCAGUGUACAAAGUUCCACAGUUUGUGUAUAGCUCCCUUCCAAAAAUGGAAAAGAAAACCCAGAUCAUUUCUCUCUAUGAAAUGGUCCCAAAUCAGGAGCAUUGGUACAAAGGGAUUUGUCUGCUAUUGUCGCAUUUCAGAUGGACCUGGAUCGGUGUUCUGGUUAAAGAAGAUGAGAUAGAAGGAUUUCAGCAAAACAUAAUGUCCAUGUUUUCUCAAUAUAUGGUUUGUGUUGAAUUCUUAGAAAAACUUAAGCCUUUUUUCAUCAGUACUAUUUUUGAUGAAAUAAAACAAUUGUUGGAAGUGUAUGAGGCAAUCAUGAAUAGCAAAACCAAUGCAGUGGUAGUCUAUGACCAAAAUGUUUUACUUUUGAGGGUGUUGUUAUAUUUACCUCAGAUGGAAGAAGUAUUUACAAAGCCUAAAGCUAAAGUGUGGAUCCUGGUCUCUGAGCUGGAUCUUGCUUCCUACAUAUUUCAAAGGGGAUGGGAUAUGCAAGUCCUCCAUGGUGCUCUUUCCUUUGCUGCUUACUCCAAUGAAGUUCCAGGAUUUCAAACUUUCGUUCGAAAUAGGAAUCAUUUAUUCAUAAAAGAAGAUUUGUUUGUGAGAGAAGUAUGGGAACAAACAUUUGGUUGUGACUAUCCCACUUCGUCUGUGAAUGAAGAUAGCAUUUGCACUGGGGAAGAGAGAUUGGAGAGCCUUCCAGCAGCUCUUUUUGAAAUGAGCAUGACUGGCCAUAGUUACAGUAUAUACAAUUCAGUCUCUGCUGUUGGAUAUGCUUUACAUGACAUGCAGUCAAGUCUACAAAAAUAUAGACUGCUAAAGAAAGGAGGGAAAUUGUACUUUCAAGAUCAGCAGCCAUGGAAGCUCCACUAUUAUCUGAAAAAAGUCUCAUUUAAUAACAGUGCUGGAGAUGUAAUUUCUUUUGAUAUGAAUGGGAAAUUGUUAGUUGGAUUUGAUAUUAUAAAUUGGAUAAUAUUCCCAAACCAAUCCCUUCAUCGAAGGAAAGUUGGGAAACUCGAUCCUUGGGCUCCUCAAGAGAAGAUGCUUAUGAUUAAUGAUAAUGCUAUCACUUGGCAUAGUAGCAUUAACCAGAUUAUACCCACAUCUGUUUGUUCUGUUAGCUGCCAUCCUGGUUAUUUCAAACAAAAGCAAGAGGAGAAACCACCUUGCUGCUAUGACUGUAUUGUAUGUCCUGAAGGGAAAUGGUCAGGCUUGAAUGAUGCUGAAGACUGUUCAGGAUGCAAAGAAGAUCAAUAUGCAAGCAAAGAUAAAACUUCCUGUAUUCCCAAGAGAGUAACUUCCUUGACUUACGAAGAACCUUUGGGCAUUGUUUUGACUAUUGUGGCCCUCUCAUUUUUUUUAUUCACAGCUAUGAUUUUUGGAAUAUUUUUGAAACAUCAUCACACCCCCAUUGUCAAAGCGAAUAACCGGGAUCUCACCUACAUUCUUCUCAUUUCUCUCCAGCUCUGCUUCCUUUGUUCAUUGCAGUUCCUUUUUAGACCUGGGGUUAUAAUAUGCCUCUUUCGACAAAUCACUUUUGGACUCAUCUUCUCAGUGGCUGUAUCAUGUAUCUUGGCCAAAACCAUCAUUGUGGUUUUAGCUUUCCUGGCCACCAAGCCAGGAUCCAGAAUGAAAAAGUGGGUAGGGAAACAAUUGGCAACCUUCAUUGUACUUUCCUGCUCUCUUGUCCAAGCAGUCAUUUGUAUAUUAUGGCUGGCAAAGACUCCCCCCUUCCCAGAUGCUGAUAUGAUGUCUGUUACUGAAGAAAUUAUACUAGAAUGCAAUGAAGGCUCAGUGUUCAUGUUUUAUUGCAUCCUGAGCUAUAUGGGUUUCCUGGCAGCAGCCAGUUUUAUAGUGGCUUUUCUGGCCAGGAAACUCCCCAGCACUUUCAAUGAAGCCAAGCUGAUCACUUUCAGCAUGUUAGUCUUUUGCAGUGUGUGGUUAGCUUUCAUUCCAGCCUAUCUGAGCACUAAAGGAAAAUAUGUGGUGGCUGUGGAGAUUUUUUCUAUAUUAGCCUCUAGUGCUGGGUUACUCAGUUGCAUAUUUUUACCAAAAUGCUAUAUAAUUCUCUUGAAACCUGAGUUAAACCAGAGAGAACUACUCACACAGAGAAAAUAUUAA
Messenger RNA from Crotalus tigris (Tiger rattlesnake), 2565 nucleotides. Its product is annotated as vomeronasal type-2 receptor 26-like. Gene Ontology annotation, molecular function: G protein-coupled receptor activity. Bases 1 to 2565 code for a protein of 854 amino acids. Gene Ontology annotation, cellular component: membrane. The transcript has 6 exons. Lineage: Eukaryota; Metazoa; Chordata; Lepidosauria; Squamata; Viperidae. The record is from RefSeq and is a predicted model, not a curated record. Gene Ontology annotation, biological process: G protein-coupled receptor signaling pathway.